GGGGGGCUCUGAGGCGGAUUCGAGCGUGUGUGAACUCAGUUUGACCGGAUGAUUGAGGUUGUUGAGUGAGAAACUGGUUGCAGAAUUGUAUAUGGAUGAGUUUGAGAGGAGCUAUGGGAAACUAGCAUUGAGGUAAUAACAUUUGAGAAGCACUUCCCUUUGUCGAAAGUGCUGAUGGUAACGGUGCCAUCUUCCCUUAGCAUCAGUUUUCCUUGACGAUUUGAAGGGGGGCAGGAGCCAAGUGCCAGCUGUUUCAUAUCUGGAAAUUAAUCCUAGAAAGGUACCUGCAUUUGCAUUGAAUUAUACAGUUUGGAUGCCAUUUAAAUCUUCUUGUCUGAUCCUGUGCCUAGCAUUUCCAGUACUAUUUUGAACAAGAGUGAAAAAGCCUGAGAAGAUGAAGAGCAGCUAGAGGGGCAGCAAGACUUUGGUCACGUUGCAUCGUCUUCAGUAAAGUACAGACUGAGGGAAAUAUAAGAAAAUUGGAAAAAUACUUCCUCUGAUUUCAGACCUUUUAUCUUUUAAAGGCAACAUUCUUUCUUACGUAGAAAAAAUUUGAAACACAAUUAGACUUAAUCAUGAGGGCAUUGUGUAGGAACAAAUCGUCAAUUUUAUUGAUUUGAAAAUCUUGCCACACUUUCUCCUUAUGGUAAUAACCCUGUUUAAAUGUAAAUCAGUUAAAAAGUUUGAACCCCAUCAGAUACCAGAACAUUCGUACUAGAUUCAUACCCUGUGAACUUACUGAAUGUGAGAAUACUUUCACUUGUGGCACACCUUAUGAAUUGUAGAAAUCAGGCUGAAGAAAAACCUUGCGCUUCUAAGGAAUAUUGAAAAGUCUUUAGGGAGAUGACAUUUCACUGAGCAGAAAAAAAAUUGAUACUGAAGAGAAACCACUAAAUAUAGCAAUUCACUGAGUAUUAGAAUAUUUAUACUUUGAGAGAAAGCUUUGAACUCGGUACAAUAAAGUUUUAUCUCACAUCUAUCCUUUACUUUGAAAGUCACACACAGAGAAUAUCUACUAAUGUAAGAAAUGUGGAAAUACCUUCAGCCAAAAGUAAAUCCUCAUUUAUCAAAAAAUUCAUACAGGAAAGAGAACUUGUGAAUGUUGGAAAGCUUCUUUUCAGAUGUCAGAGCACAGUCAGCAGAGAAUUUGUAGUGGGGAAAACCCCUUUGCUUGUAAGGUAUGUGGGAAAGUCUUCAGCCACAAAUCAAAUCUCACUGAGCAUGAACAUUUUCAUAAUAGAGAGAAACCUUUUGAAUGUAAUGAAUGUGGAAAAGCCUUCAGCCAAAAGCAGUAUGUUAUUAAACAUCAGAACACCCAUACUGGAGAGAAGCUUUUUGAAUGUAAUGAAUGUGGAAAAUCGUUCAGCCAGAAGGAAAACCUUCUUACCCAUCAGAAAAUUCACACUGGUGAGAAACCUUUUGAGUGUAAAGAUUGUGGGAAAGCUUUCAUUCAGAAGUCAAACCUCAUCAGACACCAGAGAACUCACACAGGAGAGAAGCCCUUUGUAUGUAAGGAAUGUGGGAAAACCUUCAGUGGCAAAUCAAACCUUACUGAGCAUGAGAAAAUUCAUAUUGGUGAGAAACCCUUUAAAUGCAGUGAAUGUGGAACAGCUUUUGGGCAAAAGAAGUAUCUCAUAAAGCACCAAAACAUUCACACUGGAGAAAAACCUUAUGAAUGUAAUGAAUGUGGAAAAGCCUUCUCUCAACGAACAUCACUUAUUGUACAUGUGAGAAUUCAUUCAGGUGAUAAGCCUUAUGAAUGCAAUGUAUGUGGGAAAGCUUUCUCUCAAAGUUCAUCUCUUACUGUGCAUGCAAGAAGCCAUACAGGUGAGAAGCCCUAUGGAUGUAAUGAAUGUGGGAAAGCUUUCUCUCAAUUCUCAACCCUUGCUCUGCAUUUGAGAAUUCACACAGGUAAGAAACCUUAUCAAUGUAGUGAGUGUGGGAAAGCUUUCAGCCAAAAGUCACACCACAUUAGACACCAGAAAAUUCAUACUCAUUAAAACCUCUGUAAAUAUCUUAAAAAUUGGAAAGUAAUUCAUCAGGAAUUUACAGCAUGUGGCAAGCACGUCAAAGUAAUCAUUCUGAAGAAAAGUGUCACAAAUAAGCAAAAACAAACCAUAUGGGAUACCAUAAAAUUCAUACUGAAGAUAAAGUCAUAAAAAUUCUAUGCCCAGCAAAAAAAAAAAAAAAAACCUACAGGUAAAA
Pipistrellus kuhlii (Kuhl's pipistrelle) is the source of this 2205-nucleotide messenger RNA. RefSeq names its product zinc finger protein 146 (gene ZNF146). The transcript is spliced from 4 exons. The coding region runs from base 1122 to 2000 and encodes 292 amino acids. The record is from RefSeq and is a predicted model, not a curated record. Gene Ontology annotation, biological process: regulation of immune system process; negative regulation of transcription by RNA polymerase II; regulation of cytokine production. Lineage: Eukaryota; Metazoa; Chordata; Mammalia; Chiroptera; Vespertilionidae.